Messenger RNA from Didymodactylos carnosus, 5076 nucleotides. Lineage: Eukaryota; Metazoa; Rotifera; Eurotatoria; Philodinida; Philodinidae. The record is from the annotation of a GenBank genome assembly.
AUGACUCCACCUACAGUAUCCCGCACGUAUCUUUUGAACAGUUUUCUAAAUGCACUGACAGCUACAAAUUUAGAAACGUUAGAUAGACUCGAUGAAGAAGUUUUCACGUUCAUUGCAAAUCAAUUAAAUCUAAAAUGGCCAGUUCAACGUCAUUGGCUCAAAACGGUGUGGAAAAACAAUACUAGUAACAUAAAAACAGAAGCUACUGAAUUGUACAAUGCAUCCAAGCAAGACGCUGAAGAUGAUUCUGCACAACUCGCUUCACAUGCAUCAUCAACCUACAAAGAACGUCCAAAAUGCUGUGUUUGUAAUUCAAGAACGGUUUUAACGAAAAAAUCUCCUCUGCUCGAUUACGUGGAAACAAAUGUGCCUUCGUCGUCAAACAAUGAAAGUAUUAUGAUGGAUCACGAUUACUCCGCAACUCAAUUUACACCUAUUUCAAAUCGUCAACCGAGGCGCCCGAUAGCAAUAAAAUCUACAGUACGAAAAAUCAUCAGUUCAAUGUCGUUCUUUUCAAGCCCGAAAAGUCGUGAACAUGAAACUAGAAAUAUGGCUGUUGAAUCUCAUACUCAGCAGUCACUACAGUUAAUACCUUUAAUGAAUGCUAACUAUCCACAUUCAGAUGAAACUGAAUUGAUUCACAGUCACACCCCAGCUUCCAUCACAUUAACACCUACUUCAGUCACAACAAGUGGCGAACAUACCUUUCCUACGAACGAUAGUGUUGGUCUCAUUGAAACAGGCAGUGAAUUAUGCGGCAACCCAUCCUUCUCAAGUACACCGACACUACAAAGACGAUUUUCAAAAAGCAAAUUAAAAAUGGCGCCGCAAGUUUCGAAUAAAAAUACUGUCACCGAUGAUACACCAACACCACUCACAAGUUCGUCUGGUUUAGUUAUAUUUGAAUCUGCAUUCGACGAAUUAUGUGAUUGGUUAAUUGGUAUUUUAAACACUGGUACAAUUGUCUCGAUGAUGACUAUACAACAAAAAUAUUCACAAAUUUUAAAUCUUCGAAACAACAAAAUAACUGAUUCAAUCGUACGUCCAUUAUACAUUCGUAAACGUUUGGAAAAUCGAUUUUGUGAUUUGCUUCAUUUCGAAACACCUUCGGAUAAAAAAGGAACGUACGUUUCGUUGAACAGUUUAUCAGCGUAUAUUCGAUUAUCUAUUUCUAAAUCGAAAGAAACUCCAUAUUCUGUUUUGAAUCGUGAUAUGUCAAACGAAGGGACACGUGAUCGAAAAGAUUCAGAAACAUUAUUUGAUACGAUUCGUAUAUUAAGAAAUCAUAUUANUUUGGAAAAUCGAUUUUGUGAUUUGCUUCAUUUCGAAACACCUUCGGAUAAAAAAGGAACGUACGUUUCGUUGAACAGUUUAUCAGCGUAUAUUCGAUUAUCUAUUUCUAAAUCGAAAGAAACUCCAUAUUCUGUUUUGAAUCGUGAUAUGUCAAACGAAGGGACACGUGAUCGAAAAGAUUCAGAAACAUUAUUUGAUACGAUUCGUAUAUUAAGAAAUCAUAUUACAAUUGGUCAUCAAACAUUAAAAACAUUUAAUAGCAAAACUGAGAAAUUGGCUUCAUUCACAGCUGAUGAUUUUUGGGCGUGUGCACCGAUGUUGUUAAGAAACGUCUUUGGCUUAAUAACGUUAAACGAUGAUGACUUUCGAAAAGUACAACGUAAUUAUGAGUAUUAUAAUCUAUUUUCUUCCGAUAUGUUUGAAAAGUCAUCUAAAUGGCUGAAAAUUUCUUCAAUUAUUUUUGAUAUUAUGAACUGUAAAAAUGAUAAUUUUUUAUCUCCUAAACAUUACAUGUUGGCAAACGAACUUUUGCAACACGAACGUUCGGCUGAUCUGUUAUCAAUUUUCAAUCGUUAUGGGCAUACCUGUUCGUAUCAAACUAUAAUUAAAUUGCAUCAGGAGGUGGCGAAGAAAGAAGGCGAUAGUUAUUGUCUCCCAAGCACCGUACGUCCUGAUUGUUUCGCAAUCAAAUGUGCAGAUAAUUUUGAUAUUAAUCGAGAUACAAUUCAUGGUCAAAAUAGUAUUCAUAUCAUGAAUCAAAUCAUCAUUCAAAACCCUCAAAAUGUACUGAAUGUGACAGCUAAUACUAGUCAGAAUGUUAAUGCAAAUAUUUCUAUUAACGAAGGUUCAUUUACUAUGGAUCAAAGCAACGAAAGUAGUAACAAUCAAGAUAUCAAGGAUAGUUACAAUGGUAAAGAUCCAUUUUCGAAUAUAUUUGUUAUGCCAGGUGACUUCCAUAUUAUGAAAAAUUAUAUGAUUUUAAUUUGGCUUGUACUAGAUGGCAUCGGGAUAGAUGAUUUAUUUGGCCAUAUAUAUCAUGGUGCUACUCUUCGUUCGAUUCUAAAUGUGUCGCAUUUUAAUAAAUCAUUCAGAUGUGUAAAACUAUUAUAUACGUCAUUAUAUAUAUUGUUAAUCGAACAAUUUUAUAUUUCGUUAACAUUGUCAUCUGAUCCACCAACAAUGCAUGCAUUGAAGCAAAUACAAUCGAUUCUUUCUCAACCUCCGAAUCCAACUGUAGAAGGUUCAAAACUGUCAUGGUUUGAUUAUCUUGUCAUGACUUUGAAUUCAUUGAAUGUAAUGGAAUUAUUUAAAAAAUGGUGUACGGAUUAUUCAGCAAAAUCUAUUACCUUUCGUUUUUGGACAUUCAUUUUAUUUAAUUUACUUGAACCUAUUAUUAAAUUGUACUUAUCUAUCCGAACCGUAAAUUUCGAUUCACGUAAUGCAGCCAUUUCAUUGAUUGUACCAAUGUUCUUUGGACAAAAACGAAGAAAUUACGCCCCAUUAGGGGCAAGACACAUUGCAGAUUUGCAACAAGCGUCAAGUUAUUUGUUAAAUAAUCUAUCAACAUACGGAAAAGGACGCGGUGGUAUAACCGGUCAUUUUAACAUGGAUUUAAUUGACAAGUGGACUCAGUCAUUUGCUUUUAGAGCAUUACUUUCACAUGUAACGUCUGAAAUUUGCGGAUACGAAACAGCAACAAAUAAUCUCGAUAGCCAUAUUGAAUGUUCACCCAGUCGACUUGCUGUUGAUAUUACUGAUUUACAGCUAAUUUUAUCAAAAUUAAAACCACAAAAUUUAUUCCUCGGCGCAAGCAAUCAAGUUCGAACUUUAUUUACUGGUAAAAUAAUUCAUAGUGAUAUCAUCGAUAAUAUUUGUUCAUCGUACAAAAGAGGUUUCGAUUUAAUGAAAAGUUAUAUUGAAGAUCGUUUAUUAAUUUCAAAAGUCAAAAUUGAAGAUAAAAUUGAUUUUGGAAAAGUUCUGCGAUUAACUGAUUCUGAUAAAUACACAUGUAGUACAACAACUAGUAAAAAAGAAAAAUCGUUAACAUGUAAUCAAGUUGAAUCAUUCAUCAGACAAAUAUUUUUAAUUGCCCAAUCAAGGUCGAUAAAAUUAAAUACAAUAUUCAUGCAUGAAUUUACUCAUCAACCAUUUUCAUUAGCUAACAAGAAAGACCCAUCACUAUUAUAUCAAUCCAUAAAAGCCGUGCUUCAAAAAUUUCUUCAAGAAAAAUUUCAUUCUGCAUUUUUACCAGUUGAUGGCCAGAUACACGAUCCAACCAGCUCGGCGCUAGUAAUUGAUGGUGGUCAACUAUUACAACAAUCUCCACCACGCGAAUCGAAAAAACCAAUAAAAUAUUAUGCUUCGGAAUUAAUUAGUCGUUUUAUUAGAAUUCAAUUUAACCAUCAUAGCCGAAUUGAUAUUAUUUUUGAUUCACCUAAUAGCAAACAAUUGAAAAGAUUUAUUGAACGUCAUAGUAGUCAUUCAGUACAAUAUAAUAUGAAUGAGGAUUCUAUUUUACCGAUUGGAGAAGAAUNACUAUUACAACAAUCUCCACCACGCGAAUCGAAAAAACCAAUAAAAUAUUAUGCUUCGGAAUUAAUUAGUCGUUUUAUUAGAAUUCAAUUUAACCAUCAUAGCCGAAUUGAUAUUAUUUUUGAUUCAGCUAAUAGCAAACAAUUGAAAAGAUUUAUUGAACGUCAUAGUAGUCAUUCAGUACAAUAUAAUAUGAAUAAGGAUUCUAUUUUACCGAUUGGAGAAGAAUAUAACAAAUUAUUGCAAUCAAAUCGUGCUGUAGUAGCAAGAGCCGUACGUGAUUCAUGGUUAAAACUAUCUUCAAAAAUACCUGAAGAUAACUAUAUGUUAGUGGCUGGUCCAGACGAAAAAGUAUAUCUAUUAACUGCAAACAUGUGUGCUAUGGUGAAUGAAUUAACAUCGAAUCAUAUUGAAGCAGACACUCGUAUAUUUUUGCACGUAAAACACAUUUCAUCAUUCAAUAAUUUCGUACAAGUUGUUAUUCUAGCAAGUGAUACUGACAUCAUCGUUUUAGCUAUUGGAUUUGCAUCGGAAUAUAAAAUAAAAUUGUAUGUACAUUCAUCGCCUUCAAGAAAAAAAUUAGCCAAGUAUAUUGACUGUUCUUUGAUCGCACAAGAAUGUUGUGAUUACUACAAGUUUCAUCCUUUGAUUUUAAUAGCGCUACAUGCUUUAAGUGGAUGUGACACAACAUCAUUUAUUAGAAAUAUUAGCAAACAAAAGAUAUUUCGAACAUUUUUUGAAAAACCAUCAGAUUAUUUUGAUCUGUUCGAUUUGUACAAACUUCCCACCUCUAGCGAAUCUUUUGCAUCUGCUGAGCGUUUAUUAAUCAAGUGCAUGAAUUCAUCGUUAUCAUCAUUGGACGAGGUUCGUACAAAUCAAGCAAUCACGCAUUUAAGAUCAAAAUCAUCUGAAUUUUUUUUGAAUGCACUAUUGCCUACAACAAAUGCAUUUCAAUACCACUGCAAACGAGUAUCUGUGCAAUGCAAUAUUUGGUUCCAAUCUUUAUAUCAGAACAUCGAAUAUCCAUCACUUAUUGGUAAUGGUUAUGUUUUAGUGGAUGAUGAAAUUAAAGUUGAAUGGAAAUCCACUCCUUCUAUGCCAGAUACAAACAGUAUCGAUAGCGACGAGGAAGAUGAUAUUAACAAUGAACUGCAAAUGACCAACAAUAAUAAUUCGAUUUCUUCACAAGAUGUCUCAUCUGAAUAUGAAUGGUCUGAUGAUGAAGAUGAGGUAACUGAUGUAAGAUCAUAA